Penicillium longicatenatum is the source of this 2682-nucleotide messenger RNA. RefSeq names its product putative glycosyl hydrolase. The record is from RefSeq and is a predicted model, not a curated record. Bases 1 to 2682 code for a protein of 893 amino acids. The transcript is spliced from 2 exons. Gene Ontology annotation, biological process: carbohydrate metabolic process. Gene Ontology annotation, molecular function: hydrolase activity, hydrolyzing O-glycosyl compounds. Lineage: Eukaryota; Fungi; Ascomycota; Eurotiomycetes; Eurotiales; Aspergillaceae.
AUGAGCCUCUCAAAGAGGCUAGCAAAGUUGGUUGCAGCACUCUGCGUGAUCAGCGCCUAUGCAGAACCCCUCGUCUCAGGCCCGGGGAAACGAGCAGUUAUUCCAGGAUGGAGUAUGCAGUCCGCAAGCUGGACACAAACCGACAUGUCCGGCCUGUCUCAGCCUGGCGUCAACGUAUCUUCAUGGUAUCGAGUUGGACGCCGCAGCACCGUGAUGGCUGGCCUUAUCGAGAACGGCAUCUACAAUGAAACCGAAUUAUUUUAUUCAGAUAAUAUGGAGAACCUGGCAGACCAACCAAUCUUCAAAGAACCGUGGAUCUACCGAGAGGAGUUUAAUAUUUACCCUUCCAGCGAUCAAUACUUUACUUUGAAGACCCACGGAAUAACUUCCAAGGCAGAUAUCUACGUGAAUGGUGCUCUGAUCGCAACAAGUGAGCAACAACAAGGCUCCUAUGGAGGGCACCAGUAUGAUUUGGCAAGCCACCUUCGACCCGGGUUCAACUGUCUUCUAGUUCUCGCCUACCCUACGAACUACCUUCGCGAUUUCGCCAUGAGAUUCCUCGACUGGAAUCCUUAUCCAGCCGAUAAUGGGACCGGCGUCUGGCGUGAUGUGGAAAUCAUCCAAACAGGCGCAGUAUCCAUGUCCCCACUGAGAGUCAUUAUCAAUUUUACCAAGGCCGGAUCUAACGACAAUGUGAACGUCACGUUGAAAACAGAGCUUUGGAAUCACGCGCCUCGUAAAGUCAAAGUCGACGUGAAUGGCACAAUCAUGGGACCCAUCUACGCGGAUAAUGCUGCGAUCUGGGGGAGAUUUGAAUUGCAGCCAGGUGAAGAAAGGACAGUCUCCAUCCGGGCGGCACUCAGGAACCCACAAAUAUGGUGGCCGUCGGGCUGGGGAGAACAACCGAUGUAUAGGGUCCAGGCCGACGCGAUGAUUCAAGAGGACGAAUCGAUCCUUUCAGACUCUUCGAUACAAACAUUUGGUAUUCGACACGUUUCAUCUCAUGUAAACGAGCACAAUGACACAGCCUUCACCAUCAAUGGACAUCCAUUCCAGGUUUUAGGUGCCGGAUACACCGCGGACAUGUUUAUGCGAUUUGAUAAACAGACAAUCUCGACCAUCUUCCAGUACGUAAUUGAUUUAGGACUGAACACUAUUCGCCUAGAGGGGAAGCAAGAGCAUACCGAACUCUACGACCUCGCCGAUCAAAUGGGGCUAAUGGUUCUAGCUGGAUGGGAAUGUUGUGAUAAAUGGGAGGGAUGGGACUACAACAAUGACGCCGAUGGUGCAAAAUGGGAGGAGUCCGACUAUCGCGUUGCACGCGCAUCCAUGCUCCACGAAGCAGAGAUGAUGCAGGCUCACCCUUCAAUUCUCGGAUUUCUAGUAGGCUCAGAUUAUUGGCCCAAUGAUAAAGCGACUAAAGUCUAUAUCGAAGCAUUACAUCAAAUGGACUGGUACCUUCCGAUCAUCGCAUCAGCCAGCAAACGGGGUUAUCCUGAGGCUUUAGGCCCAUCCGGGAUGAAAAUGAGCGGGCCAUAUGAUUGGGUCCCGCCAAACUACUGGUACGGCGAUGAAGAGGGAGCAGCCUUUGGAUUCGGCUCCGAGUUAGGCGCAGGAGUUGGAACACCAGAAUUGGAUAGCUUGGCAAGAUUCCUGUCAAAGAAGGAUCUUCAAACUCUCUGGAAAGAACCACAUAUGGGCUCAUAUCACAUGUCUACCAAUGUCUCUGCUUUCUACGGUCGUUCAAUCUACAACAAGGGACUCUUCGCUCGAUACGGCAUGCCCUCCAGUCUCGAGGACUACGUGAGUAAAUGCCAGAUGGCAGACUAUGAAGCUACUCGUGCCCAGUUUGAGGCGUACUCGGCUCGCCAGAAUGCUUCUAGACCUGCGACCGGGGCAAUUUACUGGAUGCUGAAUAGUGCAUGGCCGAAUUUACACUGGCAGCUAUUUGACUACUACCUUCAACCCAUGGGUGCUUACUUUGGUACCAAGGUUGGGACUCGGGUAGAACAUGUCGCUUAUAACUAUGAGAAACAGACUGUUUGGUUAAUUAACCACUCGCCUAGGCAGCAAGGAGAGCGAGAGAUUUUGAUUGAUCUGAUCGAUACAAAAGGAAAGAAAAUCUCGAGUGCGAAGGCCAAGACAAACACCACGCCCAACUCUUCGAAGGAAAUCCAAAUGGUCAAGGGCAUCGACAAAAUCAAGGACGUUGGAUUUCUUCGCCUCGUCUUACGUGAUGUUAAGGGUAAGAAGGAGUUGAGCCGCAAUGUAUACUGGUUAUCGGCCGAGCCCGAUGUCCUUGACUGGCCAGAGUCCACCUGGAUCUCCACUCCAGUCGCCGAAUAUGCCGAUUUCACAAAUUUGGAGUCCCUUUCCCCAGCAAACGUGAAGGUGACUAUGAAGCCUCAAGAGAAGGAUCAGUCAAGCAACGGAUGGAGCUUUAUGGAAGUCCAGCUUGAGAAUGAAUCGAAGGUCCCCGCCGCGUUUAUUCACCUGGACAUAUUCAACCCGGCAGACGAUACCAAAUUGGAAUCCAUUUACUGGUCCGAUAACUACGUUACUCUUUGGCCAAAGGAGAAGCUUCGCCUAAUUAUAUCCUAUGAAGGCGAAAUUGCGAAUAUUUCGAGUUGGCUGAAAGUCACGGGGCGCAACCUUCGUUACCAUGGACUUAGGAAUAUGUGA